Juglans microcarpa x Juglans regia is the source of this 1679-nucleotide messenger RNA. Its product is annotated as pyruvate dehydrogenase E1 component subunit beta-1, mitochondrial-like. The record is from RefSeq and is a predicted model, not a curated record. The coding region runs from base 1 to 1293 and encodes 430 amino acids. NCBI's taxonomy places the organism in Eukaryota, Viridiplantae, Streptophyta, Magnoliopsida, Fagales, Juglandaceae. The transcript is spliced from 16 exons. Gene Ontology annotation, molecular function: pyruvate dehydrogenase (acetyl-transferring) activity. Gene Ontology annotation, biological process: pyruvate decarboxylation to acetyl-CoA.
AUGGCAAUCAUAGCGGUGGAGGUAGUUGGGUCCGUCCUUCUGUCCGUACCUUUCCUCAUCAUACACCCUAAUCUGAAGCUGCUUUCAUCUAAAUUCCCUCUUUUACCAUUUUCUCCAAGUUCUAGUGUUUUAUUUUAUCAGAGGUUGAGCGAAAGGGAGAAAGAUGUUGGGGUUAUAAGGCGGAAAAUCGGUGCCGGAGGCUCUUCUCUACUGACUUCGGGACGGUCCUUUCAGUGGACUCGCCCUGCCGUGUCGGCAUGGAGAAGCUACUCAUCAGCGGCAAAAGAGAUGACAGUGAGAGAUGCUCUAAACUCUGCGCUCGAUGAGGAAAUGUCUGCUGAUCCUAAAGUAUUCUUGAUGGGGGAAGAGGUUGGGGAAUAUCAGGGUGCAUACAAGAUAUCCAAAGGGCUCCUGGAUAAGUAUGGUCCUGAGAGGGUUCUUGAUACACCAAUCACAGAGGCUGGGUUUACAGGGAUUGGAGUUGGUGCUGCUUACUAUGGGCUGCGACCUGUUGUAGAGUUUAUGACGUUUAACUUCUCUAUGCAGGCAAUUGACCACAUCAUUAAUUCUGCUGCAAAAUCAAACUAUAUGUCUGCUGGGCAGAUAUCUGUGCCUAUAGUUUUCAGAGGGCCUAAUGGUGCUGCUGCUGGUGUUGGUGCCCAGCACUCUCAAUGUUAUGCUGCGUGGUUUGCCACCUGCCCUGGGUUGAAAGUGUUGGCUCCUUACUCAUCUGAAGAUGCUCGUGGACUGCUAAAGGCUGCCAUACGAGAUCCCGAUCCUGUUGUUUUCCUUGAAAAUGAGUUGUUAUAUGGUGAGUCAUUCCCUGUUUCAGCCGAAGUUCUUGAUUCCAGUUUUUGUCUUCCAAUUGGGAAAGCUAAGAUUGAGAAAGCAGGAAAGGAUGUGACUAUUACGGCUUUUUCAAAAAUGGUGGGCUAUGCUCUCAAGGCAGCUGAGAUACUCACGAAGGAAGGUAUCAGUGCUGAGGUUAUAAAUUUACGCUCAAUUCGGCCACUAGAUAGAUCCACAAUCAAUGACUCUGUCAGAAAAACCAACAGACUGGUAACAGUUGAAGAAGGGUUUCCUCAGCAUGGUGUUGGAGCUGAAAUCUGCACCUCUAUUGUUGAGGAGAGCUUUGGUUAUCUUGAUGCACCAGUCGAGAGAAUUGCUGGGGCUGAUGUUCCUAUGCCUUACGCAGCUAAUCUUGAGAGAUUGGCUGUUCCACAGGUUGAAGACAUUGUUCGUGCUGCAAAGAGAGCAUGCUACAGAUCUAUGCCAUUGGCUGCAGCUGCCUAAUUCCUACCAGAUCCAUCCAGAAACUUUUCCUAAUCCAGGUUAUAUUUUAAUUGGCAGCUGCUUGUGUAGUACGAGUUUUGGGUUUUGAAGUUCUUACCUAUCAAAGAUGAGUUUCAAUGCCGAAUGACUUUAUUUCAGUUUAGAAAAAUUCUUCAGAAGAUGUAGAGAUUUGUACAUUUUUUCCACUUGAUCACAUGAGGGAGAAGCUGCUUGUUAAAAUUUAUAGUUUUUUCCUAUUCACUCUCUCAUCCCAUGGGGAACGAUGACUUGGAGGUGGGAAAAUGUAUGUGUCUCUGUUGUCAUUUGAUUUGGCAGUUAUGUGGAACCUAUUUACUUUUGAAAGCCAUAUUUCAAAAGUAUUUUAUUAAGAAUUUCUAUUCAGUGCA